ACUCUUCAUUGUCAAUAACAUGUGGCGAUAGAGUAAACAUCAUUACAUCAGGAAAAUAUACCCUGUGUGUCGAUUUCCAAAUGAAAAACCAUAUAUUGAAGGAAAUGAGUCGAUGUGAUCGUCGUGGUGGCAUGAAAUCUAAACAUGUCUAAUGCAUGGCCAUAAUUCAUACCGGGAACGUCCUUGCUCGUCAACAUGUUGAAGAUGAAACCAUUGAUUUUAAAACUCGCUCAAAAAGCAAUUCUGAGACAUCCGCUUUGCUGUCCAGCAACUGGUCUUUGCCCCACUUCAGCAACUUCAAGACCACUGACUUAUUCUGUCAUCCGGAAAUGGUACGCCACAAGUGCAGCUCCAGUUCCAUCAUCAAAAAAUGGGAAUUCAAACCUGAUGGAAAAAACGGAUGCCUCUCUCAUAAAAGAUGAGCCGCAGCCUGCCUCUGUUGGUCAGCCAUUAAAAGAGAACAAGGCUGUGUUCUCAAUCCCCUUGGAAUUGGACAACAAAGUUUCUCUCUUCAUCAAACAGUCAAACCACUUGGUAGAAGUUGGCCUCAAAAUGCAAACAGAUGAAUUCGUCCUAUUCAACCCUAAGUCCAACAAAAUCAUUGAUAUAAAGUUGAAUAAGGAGAACAUUAAGAACUUGUAUAAUGAAAAGGAUAAGAAAGAGGGAAUGCCCACUGUGGAGUCGAUACAGGAGAUCAUGUGGAAAGAACAGAGGCUUGAUUUGAGACGGUUGCCAAACUAUUAUAUGAUGUUGUCCAAGUCGAGACUAACAGCGCUUGUUGUGAUAACCGCCAUGGCGGGCUAUGGUAUGGCACCUGGAGUCUUUAUUCCUUCCACUUUCAUCUUGUGUUCUUUGGGAACAGCGCUCACAUCAGCGGCGGCUAAUGCAACAAAUCAAUAUUUUGAAGUGCCAUUUGACUCUCAGAUGAAUCGAACCAAGAACAGAGUUAUUGUCACAGGAAAACUCAGCCCCCUCCAUUCUGUUGGAUUUGCAACCACCUCAGCAGCCUUAGGCCUGGUGAUCUUGACAUUUGGUGUUAACCCAUUAACGGCUGGACUGGGAGCGUUUAAUCUCAUUCUCUACACACUAGCCUAUACACCAAUGAAGCGGGUCUCCAUUACGAACACUUGGAUCGGUGCUGUAGUUGGAGCUAUUCCUCCUGUGAUGGGUUGGACAGCAUGUACAGGAUCUUUGGAUAUAGGGGCUGUCUUACUCGGUGCCAUACUCUACUCCUGGCAGUUCCCACACUUCAACGCCUUGAGUUGGAAUUUACGUCCAGAAUAUUCAAGAGCUGGCUAUCGCAUGAUGUCGGUCGUCAAUCCAGGACUAUGUAAACGUGUUGCUCUGCGCCACAGUGCGGCUAUGAUAGGACUAUGCACAUUGGCCCCAAUAUUGGAUGUCACAACGUGGACGUUUGCGGUAGAUUCUUUACCAUUGAAUCUUUACUUUACAUAUUUAGCGUGGAGGUUUUAUAAACAAGGGGACAGUAAUACGAGUCGGAAGCUAUUCAGGUUCAGCUUGGUGCAUCUCCCUGCACUCAUGUUAUUACUGCUUAUUAGUAAAAAGAGAGUAAAGGAGACGGAAGAGUCAAUACCUGUUGGUACAGGAACAGAAGCAGUCCUGAGCCCUUCUUGAUGAUAGUGGUGUUACUCAGUGUAUUGAUGUGUUUUAGAAAUAUCGAUUGUAGAGUAAUUAUGAGAAAUUGGCUGUGUACACUCCUAUGUUUGAAGAAAACUGUAUGGAGUUUGUGCAAUAUGUUUAGUGGGUAACAAAAGCGUAGGAAAAGAAUCAUUCCAUAUCAUAUCCCAGGACAUUCAAGACUGGUUCUUUUCAGAGUAUGAGUCUGAAAUUUGACCUUCAGAAGAAUAAUUAUGAAUUUUAAAGGAUUUGGCCUUGCAGCCCACAUAAGUACUUAGGUAUGGACUGUCACUUUCUGAAAGAAGGGCUAAUUGUUGGAAUACUGACAAGGAACAAUCUGUCUGUGAAAUCAUGUUUGUGUGGCAAACUGAACAAUUGUGUGAUAUCUAUGUUAAUAAUUUCGUAAUAAAAUGGCAUGU
Molecule: messenger RNA, 2057 nt
Organism: Lineus longissimus
Lineage: Eukaryota; Metazoa; Nemertea; Pilidiophora; Heteronemertea; Lineidae
Product: protoheme IX farnesyltransferase, mitochondrial-like
Exons: 7
Coding region: 196-1635 (479 amino acids)
Biological process (GO): heme A biosynthetic process
Cellular component (GO): membrane; mitochondrion
Molecular function (GO): protoheme IX farnesyltransferase activity
Source: RefSeq, a predicted model, not a curated record